AUGGCUCAAAAAUUGCUGAAGACGCUAGGUGACCACAGAUGAACUCAAAUACCAAUGUUCGGUUAAGGUUGGGGGAGACCUAGGGGCAAAAAUAAACUAGUAUUUGCGCUGGGCGUCCAAAUUCCCAACACCCCACUGGGAAGUUGGCAGCCAAACGUGUCCCACUGAGUGGAGCUGUACAUGGCUGGGAAGACCUGCGAGCAACGAGUUUCGAAGGCAAGUUGUCAUCUUUCAUGAUGUUAUUAUUGGAUCGCACGCUGUCAGGAUCCCAGUUUCUGGGUCUUGUCACGUGUAUGUGCGAAAACAUAGUUACUCUGAUUAACCUACCUGUAUUUGCACAGCGCCUGAACGUGUUGUCGUUUCCCCUCUAGAUGUGUCUGCGGUCUACGUCCCGUGUUCUUAUGGCUCUGUCGUCUCCGAGCGUUUGCGUCGCCUAAAGUGGUUCGUCUACAUGAUGAGCAUUUUAUUCAUGCGGUUUUUUAGUUCCGGUUUCCGGUUCUUGCCUUAAUGCAUGACCUUAUAGUUACUCUGACGUCCUAACAAGUAUUUUAAUUUUAGGAUUUCGCAGCGCGCUCUGGCAUGGGAUCAUUGCCUGCUCACCACUCCUUGA
Spirometra erinaceieuropaei is the source of this 610-nucleotide messenger RNA. The record is from the annotation of a GenBank genome assembly. Lineage: Eukaryota; Metazoa; Platyhelminthes; Cestoda; Diphyllobothriidea; Diphyllobothriidae.